Messenger RNA from Staurois parvus, 274 nucleotides. NCBI's taxonomy places the organism in Eukaryota, Metazoa, Chordata, Amphibia, Anura, Ranidae. The record is from the annotation of a GenBank genome assembly.
GUGCGUUUAAAAAAAAGUAGUGCAUGCAUUACUUUUAGCGCGCUGCUGUGCAAUUUCAUCCUAUUCAAAUGAAUGGGCAUGAAAUCGCACCGCAUAGACCCACAUAUGAAUUGCGCAGAAAUGCACAGUGUGUUCCUGUAUGAUCAGGGGCGGACUGACCACUUGGAAACUUGGGCACUGCCCGAGGGCCCGUGAUGCCCCUGGUACCUUUUUUAUAGGCUUUUUUGAGUUUGGGCAAGGACACAGGGGCCCCAUGAUCCCCUAUUGCCCGGGG